This is a messenger RNA of Hydatigera taeniaeformis, 225 nucleotides long. The record is from the annotation of a GenBank genome assembly. Lineage: Eukaryota; Metazoa; Platyhelminthes; Cestoda; Cyclophyllidea; Taeniidae.
AUGAUCAUAACGAAGCCAACAGAACUAAAGGAACAACUCACAGUAGAGCGCUUCAUUACGAUGACGAAACCAGACGGUGACAUCAACACGAUGACCCUCUUGAUCAAGCAUCUCCCCGCCAACCUUAAGGACUUGUGUGUCCUUGCUGCUCUGACGAAUAUUCAUCACCGUGGCUCCUCCAAUCAUGCUGGGUCGAAAGAGAACGAGGAGGAAAAGAAAACUUGA